AACGCAUCACCAGCAUCGAUUACAUCGAUUCCCCUCAUACCGCACGGAGCUCACUGGCAACAACAGCAUUAGAUUCAGGAGCGUGUGUGAGUGGAAAUAAAAAAAAAAAAAAAGAUGACCAUUAGAAACGCUCUUCGGGAUCAUGGACAGAGAUAUCGACCUCGGAUGGCUUGUCUCAAGAAGGCAGAGAAGGUGCUGUUGGAGAUGCAGGACCCCUGCACAGGAGUGAAGUCGCAGCCUCAGAGACUCGUUAUCACCAUCAUACCCCAUGCUAUCACUGGUGAAGAUAUAAUUGCAUGGUUAGCUGACAGAUUUCAAAUAGAUGCCCAAGAGGCCAGAAGCUUUGGGUCCAUGCUGGUGGCCUUGGGAUACAUCUACCCGUUGCAGGAUCACAAACGUUUAGUGAUCAAACCAGACGCUUCCCUCUAUCGCUUCCAGACGCCAUAUUUCUGGCCCACUCAACAGUGGCCUGUUGAGGAUACAGAUUAUGCAAUCUAUCUAGCAAAAAGAAACAUCCGGAAGAAAGGAAUCCUGGAGCUGCAUGAGCAGGAGCAGUACAACCAUCUUCACAAGUGGAUGAACCACAAGUGGGACUUCGUAGUAAUGCAAGCUAAAGAACAGUAUAGAGCAGCAAAAGAGAGGAAGAAACCGGACCGAGUGGUGUUUGACUGCCAGGAAAGAGCCUACUGGGUUGUACACAGACCUCCGCCAGGGACUGUGAGUGCCAUGGACUACGGGCUGGAUCGAAGAACAGAUCCUAAUACAGACGAGACACAAACACCUGACCAUUAUGAGAGAAUUAUGAUCUUCACCCAGCAGUCCAUCAUGAGGCCCAGAGUGAAGUCAUCAGUGUCCAUCGGCGCACUGGUGAAGUACAGCGCCACCUAUAGCGGUCACGAUCCUUUUCUCUCCAAGUGUCUUCCCAGCAACCCAUGGCUUACUGACGAUACAACAUAUUGGACCUUGAACAUGUCUAACGUGGAAAUACCCACCAAGAUGCGUGUCGAGAGGUGGACAUUCAGCUUCAAAGAGCUUCUCUCAGAUCCUCGAGGACGAGAUGAUUUCAGACUCUUCUUGAAGAAAGAAUUCAGUGGAGAGAACUUGGCAUUCUGGGAAGGCUGUGAAGAUCUGAAGUGGGGAACUGCUGUCGCGAUGAGAGAGAAAGCAGAGCAGAUCUACAAGACAUUUUUGGCACGUGGCGCCCCGCGAUGGAUCAAUAUUGAUGGGAAAACAAUGGAAAUCACAGUGAAGGGGUUGAAGCACCCACACAGAUACGUUCUGGACGCAGCCCAAACUCACAUCUACAUGCUAAUGAAGAAGGACUCAUAUGGGCGGUACCUAAAGUCUCCUGUGUUUAAAGAAACAUUAAAGAAAGCCGUCUGUCCCGAAGAGCACAGAUUCAAUGAAGUCCAGUUGGAGCAGAAUGCCAGGAACAGACGGCCCAGUCUUAGCCCCAUCAUCAUCCGCCAGCAGGAGCAGGAGCAAAGGGCCAAGAUGGCCGCCAACGCCCCAGUUGACAUUACACAGGUCAUGAGCAAACUCAGCAAGCAGGGCAAGGAGAUGGGUCCUCGUCAUUCCAAGUGAAAACACCUCAAGUUCAGCAACAGACAUGAUUAGCAUUUAUGUUUUUUUCACUUGUUGCAGAGGUUUAGUUUGACAUUAAAUUAGUACUUUAAUAAAUAUUCAUUUUGAUCUCAAAAUGAAGGAAAAUGUGAAGCUGUAGACCAAAUUUAAUGUGACUUAUGUUCAAAAAUGUUAGUUGUACAAAACCUUAAAAAUAAUAAAAUAAUAGAAAUAGUAAUAUAUUUUUGCUAAGCCUCCUAGUGACAUAUACUGAGCAACACUGAAAAUGUUUUUUUUUGUGAGCAAUCCAGUUUUAAUCAAACUCAGAUGAAAAGUUACACUUGUUAAAUUAGUUUUAUUAUGCUAUUAUGCUGCUAUAUAUAUUGAGUAACAACAAGCAUAGGACCAAAAUCUAUUGUCUUAUCAGUCAAAGCUGCCAUUGUUUCUCAUAAAGUGUCCAUCUUUUUCUGUUGUUGUUCUGUAGUGCUGCUCUCUGUCUUUUUUUGUCAUCAGUCAUAAGUGAAUAAAUCAAAAUCACCUCA
This is a messenger RNA of Poeciliopsis prolifica (blackstripe livebearer), 2105 nucleotides long. RefSeq names its product regulator of G-protein signaling 9-like. The transcript has 17 exons. Gene Ontology annotation, biological process: regulation of G protein-coupled receptor signaling pathway; intracellular signal transduction; G protein-coupled receptor signaling pathway. The record is from RefSeq and is a predicted model, not a curated record. The coding region runs from base 115 to 1584 and encodes 489 amino acids. NCBI's taxonomy places the organism in Eukaryota, Metazoa, Chordata, Actinopteri, Cyprinodontiformes, Poeciliidae.